Silurus meridionalis is the source of this 979-nucleotide messenger RNA. It is a transcript of the gene nol7, whose product is annotated as nucleolar protein 7. Gene Ontology annotation, cellular component: nucleus. The record is from RefSeq and is a predicted model, not a curated record. The transcript has 8 exons. The coding region runs from base 48 to 704 and encodes 218 amino acids. NCBI's taxonomy places the organism in Eukaryota, Metazoa, Chordata, Actinopteri, Siluriformes, Siluridae. Gene Ontology annotation, molecular function: RNA binding.
AUUUUGCAGUAGUUUGUUCGUCUUUAAUAUGUUUCGUCGAUUUUAAUAUGGCGAUACUUCAACGUGGGAAGGCAGAGUCUAAAUCGGAAAAGGACUUAGGCGAGAAAAUGUCGGAUCUGAGCGAUGAUGAAGCUCCGGAAGAAGUCACGUUUAUCGACUCGAAAGCAACCGCACUGAAGAGCGUUAAAGACGCGAGGGAUUCAGUUAAAAGAGGAAAAGAGCUGCUGAAAGAGAAGAGGCGAAAAAGACAGUUGCUUUUCCAAGAGCAAAAGAAAAGCAGACUUUUACCAGAAACACUUUUGAAGGAAUUUGAGACCGUGGCUCAAAAAGAACCACAGGUGGCAGAGCAGAAAGGCAAUCAGAAGGAGAGCAAGGCAGAAAAGGUGAAGAAGAAGAAGAAGAAAAAGGCCCUAAAAGAUCUCACAGCUUGCUUUAGGUUGCAGGGCAACUGCAAGGUGAUGCGGGUGAAGGACAGCUCUGCCGAUACCUCAAUGCAGAAGUCGGCUAUGGAUUUCAUCAAAGAACGUCUGUAUGGCCCUGGAAGCCAGAGAACAACCAAUGCUGAACUUCUCUCUCUACAAAAGAAACGUGGACCCAAUCAAGGAGCUGCAGUGCAGUUUGUGGAUAAGAAAUUGGGAGCUGAACAGAAGGCCAAGGCAGUAAAGUGCAACGAGAGGUUUAUUCACAGACAGAAGCUCCUCUAAAGCUGACACGCUUUUGAUUUUUUCUUUUUUUUUCUUUUGGUGCAGCAACAUGACAACGACUGCCUGCUCAGAUUUCCGCUGUUUCAGUCAGCGUUGUUACACGCUGCUGUAUAGACCAAACUGAGACACACUGCUGUGAAACACUGUCUCAUUGAUUUGUGUCUGGAAGCAGCUUGUCGCUAAACGAAUCAUUAAGCAUUGGCAUCACCAACCUUGAACAGACUUGUUUUCGUUAUUGUUAGCAUUCUAUGGAGUAUUUAAAAAAAAAAAAAAAC